AUGGAUAGUGAAAAAGGAAAAAGCGUGGUGUCUGAUAUUUUUGAAAAGUUCGGAAAAUAUCAAAUAAUACAGUACUUUCUCGCAUGCUUGCCGAUUGUUUUUGUUUCUAUGAAUAAUGUUAACUAUGUUUUUAUUGCUGGUGAUAUUGAAUAUAGAUGCUACGUUCCCGAGUGUGAGAACUCAACAACAGAAUUCUUAGUGCCAUGGUGGCCCGAUACGGUUCCGAACAAAUGCCUGAAACCGAUACUAAAAGACAGUUUCGCGGUGGGUGAAAUCUGUACAAACGAAACUUUUACUGGUCAAUACGAAGCCUGUACGAGAUGGGUAUACGAAAGCAACGAUACUGUUGUAGGUGAGUUGGAUAUGGCAUGUGAGCCAUGGAGAACGAAUUUCAUUGGAAUGACUCGAAACAUAGGAAUGGCUGUCUCCAUGCUUAUAAUUGGAUGGCUUUGUGAUAGGAUUGGACGGAAACCAGCGCUCAUUAUUUGUUCGUUAGGCGUGUUUUUGGGAAACUUUAAGACCAUGGCGAAGUCCUAUAAUUUGUAUAUAUUUUUUGAGUUUAUAGAAUCGUCGAUGUCUGGUGGAGCCUAUACUGCCGCUACAGUUCUAAUGAUUGAAAUCGGUGGAAAGAAGACGAGAUUCUUAGCUGGCGUAUUAUUCGCAUAUGCGAUAUAUAUGGGAGAAGCGAUAUUCGCAUGCAUUGCGAUGUUUGUGCCAUACUGGAAACAUUUAUUAUACAUAAUGUGUUCUCCAUCUUUAAUAUUCUUAUCCUAUUUCGUAUUAUUAAAAGAGAGCCCGCGCUGGCAAAUACUUAACCGGAGAACAGAAAAAGCCAAGAAGACGCUGCGAAAAAUUGCUGGAAUGAAUAAAAUUAAUGUCAAUUUAGAUUAUUUAGAUACGAUAAAUGAAGGUAUAUUAAAACAAUCUAAUAAUGCCAAAACUAAAAGAGAAGGAUACGUCGCAGUGUUAAAAUCAAAAGAGAUGAUGAAGAGGUUGCUAGUGGCUGCAUUUUGUAGAUUCGCAGUUAGUUUUAUAUACUAUGGACUUAUUGUGAAUUCUGUAUAUCUGCCUGGAAAUAAAUAUACAAACUUUUUAUUAGCUGCUGUUAUGUCUUUUCCCGGUGAAAUAGUUUCUAUGUAUUUCAUGAAUAAGGUCGGACGGAAAUUGCCUUUGUGCUUCGGGUAUGUGAUAUGUGCUGCCGCGAAUAUAGCCAGUGCAUAUACUCCUGAAGAUUACAUCGGUGUUAAGAUAACGUUAUUCCUCAUCGGAAAGUUACUAGUGGCCGCCUGCUAUACUGGCAUCGCUACUUAUACAAUGGAGCUCUUUCCCACUAGCGUUAGAGGAUCGCUACUAGGCUUUUGCACUUUGGCUUCUUGUGCCGGAAGCACCUUGGCGCCUUUGUCUUCCAUGCUGACCACAAUUUCACCAAUCCUGACUUCUUUCUGUUUCGGAUGUGUAGCAGUGAUUUCAAGUCUUCUUCUCAUACUCACCCCCGAAACCAAGGACCUACCACUGAUGGACACUAUUAUUCAAAUUUAUGAUCACGCCGCAGAAGUUAAGAAGAGAAAAGAGGAGAAGAAACAAAAAUGUGCCGCCGACAAUAAUGCAUUUGAUUUAGAUUAUUCUACGCAUUUAUAA
This is a messenger RNA of Pieris macdunnoughi, 1638 nucleotides long. The record is from the annotation of a GenBank genome assembly. Lineage: Eukaryota; Metazoa; Arthropoda; Insecta; Lepidoptera; Pieridae.